Messenger RNA from Sphenostylis stenocarpa, 621 nucleotides. The record is from the annotation of a GenBank genome assembly. Lineage: Eukaryota; Viridiplantae; Streptophyta; Magnoliopsida; Fabales; Fabaceae.
AUGAAGAGGAAAGCAGACAACAAUGCAAUCCAUUCCGGUGCCUCGAAAUUCACAACAACAAACACGACGCGUUAUUCUUUGCAAACGGCAGUAAUAAUAAAGUUAAAGGGGAAGAAAAUGGAGAACCUUGUUGUUGAAGGUCUAGAAAAACGCAGAAAAUGCGAGAAAGAGGUAUCCACAUGCAAGACUCAACCUGUUUUCGGGGCUCCAUCAUUAAACAGUAAUCAUAUUAACCAUGGAAGCCACAAAAGCAUAGAUAAGAAAAACAAGAAGCGCACAUUAGGUAAGUUUGUUGAACCGUAUGCGCAGACCAAAUUAUGGAGCCCUUACGAGUGUGACAUGAAUACUAGUAUUUCACAUACUUGCAGAUUAAACCACUCUGCAAAUUUUCUUUACACCGUACACAAAUACGCUAAAACACAUACCAAAGUUGACAACCAAGAGAAUUCACAGAUGGCAACUAGGACACGAACAACAGAUGCUCAAGGUUUUCAUUUUGAACUAUUAGCUGGUACACCGAUAACCGACCGACUUGCUGUGAUGAAAAGGAGGGAAGGUGAAGAAUCCCUCAAGAGAAACGAAUACUCUAGAGAAAAAUUGCACAUGCUUCCUGGUGACUAA